Molecule: messenger RNA, 2665 nt
Organism: Gambusia affinis (western mosquitofish)
Lineage: Eukaryota; Metazoa; Chordata; Actinopteri; Cyprinodontiformes; Poeciliidae
Product: gastrula zinc finger protein XlCGF57.1-like
Exons: 2
Coding region: 190-1971 (593 amino acids)
Biological process (GO): regulation of transcription by RNA polymerase II
Molecular function (GO): DNA-binding transcription factor activity, RNA polymerase II-specific; RNA polymerase II cis-regulatory region sequence-specific DNA binding
Source: RefSeq, a predicted model, not a curated record
GACAGACUCCAUCAACACAACAGCGGCUGCGGAAGCGCCGCGGUUUGUGUUUUGGGGGUUUUUUGUUUUCGAACCGGAGGCGGGAGAGAAAACAACACAGGAAGAUGGAAACUUUGUGACUUCCGGGCAGAAAAGAAACGAACUGAAGCCCAACUGGAACAGAUACAUCGAUUGAAACAGGAACUCGAAAUGGAGGCUGUUUCCAACCCCGAAGGUCGGCUGCAAAGACCCGACUUUCAGCAGAUGCUGCUGGUUAAGGAAGAGCUUCCUGAAGGUCCUGGUGUGGACUUGCUGGAUCCAGAGUCGCUCCAGAUAAAGGAGGAGCAGGAGGAGCCCUGGCCCAGUAUGAAGGAGGAGACUGACGCCAGCUGGUUUCCAGUAACCACAGUCAUCAGGAAGACUGAGGAAGACGAGGAAGAGAAACCUGUUUCCCCACAGCAAACGGGGAGCACAGAUCUUCCUGUCAGAUAUUCGGUUGACCUGGGGAAGUUAGAAACUGAGGAAGAGAACUGGAGGAAACUGGAUUGUAAUGCAGAUAGAAGCUCUUCAGAUACGGAUGUCAGUGAGGAUAAUGAGGGAAAUUUGAACGGUCCUGAUUCUCAGCUGGAAAACUUUUCUUUAAGGUGUUUGGUUAACAAAAAAUAUACAAUGAAGAAGAAUUUGAAAUCAACAAGGGAAUCCCAAAUAGAUCUGAAAUGUUUUAGCUGUAAUGAAUGUGGCAAGAGCUUUCUGAGGGAAAAUCUUCUAAAAAUACACAUGAGAAUCCAUACAGGGGAGAAACCAUUUAGUUGUGAACUUUGUGGACAAAAAUUUAUACAAAAAUCCAACUUGAACAGACACAUGAGAUUCCACACAGGGGAGAAACCGUUUGGGUGUCAUCUCUGUGGACAGACCUUUAGUUGGAAGUCUAGUUUAGACUGUCACAUGAGAAUCCACACAGGAGAGAAACCAUUCGGCUGUGACUUUUGUGGACAAAGAUUUGGUGAGAAAUCGGUUCUAAACACUCACAUGAGGAUCCACACUGGGGACAAACCAUUUAGCUGUGAUGUUUGUGAACAAAGAUUUAACCAAAGAUCACAUCUAAAAAGGCACAUGAGAGUCCACACUGGAGAGAAACCAUUUUGCUGUGGGGUUUGUGGACAACGAUUUGGUGAUAAAUCAGUGCUAAACAUUCACAUGGGAAAUCAUACAGGAGACAAACCAUUUGGUUGUCAUGUUUGUGGACAGCGAUUUAGUCGGAAGUGUAUUUUAGACAGACACAUGAGAAUCCACACAGGAGAGAAACCUUUUAACUGUGAUCUUUGUGGGAAAAGAUUUAGCCACAAGUCAGCUGUGAACAUCCACAGGAGAAUCCAUACAGGUGAAAACUCAUUUUGUUGUCAAACAUGUGGAAAAAAAUUUGGUCGCAAGUCAGUUUUAGAGAGUCACAUGAGAAUCCACACUGGAGAAAAACCUUUCAGAUGUGAUGUUUGUGGACAAAGAUGCAACGAAAGAGCACAUUUAAAAAAGCACAUGAGAAUCCACACAGGAGAAAAACCAUUUGGUUGUGACGUCUGUGGAAAAAGCUUUAGAGAUAAAUGGCAUUUCAAGAGUCACAUGAGGGUCCACACGGGAGAGAAACCAUUUAGUUGUGAUAUUUGUGGAAAAAGAUUUAGUGAUAAAUCAGAUUCCAAUAAUCACAAGAAAAUCCACACAGGAGAAAAACCAUUUGCUUGUGAGCUUUGUGGACAAGGAUUUAGACGAAAACCCUGUUUGAACAUUCACAUGAGAAUCCACACAGGAGAUAAACCUUUUGCUUGUGAUUUUUGUGGGAAAACAUUUCGACAAAAAUCUUAUUUAAAGAUCCACAUGAGAAUUCACACAGGAGACAAACCAUUUAGUUGUGAUGUUUGUGGGAAAAAAUUUAACAGCAAGUCAAAUUUAAAAAGUCACAUGAAGAUUCACACAAGAGCAGAAACUGUUCACAUGUGACCAUUAAGACAUCUUACUGUGGAACACUUGAAAGACUGCACAGUUGUUUGUAAAACUCAUUUUUUUUAGAAACAGUUAAAAAAUGUGUUUGUGUUGUGCCAAUGUCUGUUUGCAUUUUCAUACUUUUCACUGGAUGCUGAGCCGACAGGAAACCUGGUAUUGCAGCUGCAGGUUUGACAGCCUGUGAGCUCCAAGGGGCUUUGCAGCUGCUGCACACAUACUGGGGUUUUUAAAACUUUGUACCUGAGUUUUUACAUCUGACCAUAUUUAUGAAUAUUUCCAAGAUUUCAUGAAAACGUGCAAGUUAACAUUCUGGACAUUGUGGUCCAUUCUAACUGCAAAAAGACUUUUGUUUUUGUGAUUUAGAUGUUUGUCAUCUGAUAUUUGCAAGGUCUGGUGUCAGUUUAGGCUUUUAAGGAACAGUUACAUCAUGAGACAAAGUAGCACUUUUGGGAUUGUUGGUUUUGAUUUAUUUUAAAUAUUCUAAAAGAAUUAUUGAUACUCAUUGCCUUGUCAGCACAAUAUGGAGAGUGGAGUGUGUUGGUUUAUGGAUAUUUUGGGAAAGGAGAAUUAAUCUAUGGUCAAAUUUAACAUUUCAACUGAAUUGUUGCAUUAAAUCAAUCAAUCAAAUGUUAUUAGUAUAGCACAUUUCAGCAUCAAGGCAUUUCAAAGAGCUUUACAUCAAAUCAAACAG